GCAGAGAACCAGGCGCUCAAGGGUCAGGUCCAGGUCCAGCAGCAACAGCAGCAACAACUCCAGCAACAGAUGGCCGCCAAGUCCGGCCCCGACAGCGCAAAAAUUGUUGAAGAGGUCAAUAGACUGCGGGCUGAGUUGGAGAGACAGCGCUCGGAGACCCAGAAGUGGAUGCAAGAGUCGGAACAGUUGCGCAAACAGCUCGAGAAGGCCCAGCAGGACAUCAAGACCUGUGCCAUUGAAAGGGAUCGCUUCCAGACUCAGUUGGAGAAGAUUGUCAACGAAUUGGCACAAAAGGAGCACGACUUGCAGUCGUCUAAACAGCAAUUAGCGAAAGGACUUCAGCAGCAAACGGCUCAACAAAACACUGAACUCCAGGCGCUUCGCAAACAGUUGGACGAUAAGGCAAAGUCUUUGGACGAGACGGAGAGGUUGCUUAAGAAGCGUCAGACAGACAUCGACCAAAUGGAGGUACAGCUGCAGAACGCCCUGAAACAGGCUUCCGGUGCGGCGGCGACCACCAGCGAUGCCAUUGUCACGGAUUUGCGCAAAAAGUGCGACGCUUUGGAGAAAGACAAACAACAGAUCCUGAAAGAGAUGCAGAAGAGUAAGGAUGAGUCGAAUAGUAUUCAAUCGGAAUUAGAGAGACUCCUGAAGAUUAUGUCGAACUCCGAGGAAGAGAAGUUUGCCUUAAAUAAGCAAAUCCAAGAAAUGCAAAAUGCUCUCAGAGCCGCACAAAGUAGUGGUUCCCGAAGAAACACGCAAAGUGCCCAACAGCUCGAGGAGGGCAGACCUCAGGCCAGACCUCCGUCUGCCACCGGAGCACCGCCCGGUCCACCCGAUCCGUCUAAGGCACCACAACAGCAACAGAGACCACAACAGCAACAGCAACAACAACAACAGGUAUGUCAUGAUCACCUAAUUGGUUAUAACACGUAACAUAAAUCAUAUUUUUAAAAUUAAUAUUAAUUUAUUAAU
Oppiella nova is the source of this 975-nucleotide messenger RNA. The record is from the annotation of a GenBank genome assembly. NCBI's taxonomy places the organism in Eukaryota, Metazoa, Arthropoda, Arachnida, Sarcoptiformes, Oppiidae.